Molecule: messenger RNA, 9099 nt
Organism: Dromiciops gliroides (monito del monte)
Lineage: Eukaryota; Metazoa; Chordata; Mammalia; Microbiotheria; Microbiotheriidae
Gene: ZKSCAN5
Product: zinc finger with KRAB and SCAN domains 5
Biological process (GO): regulation of DNA-templated transcription
Molecular function (GO): RNA polymerase II cis-regulatory region sequence-specific DNA binding; DNA-binding transcription factor activity, RNA polymerase II-specific
Source: RefSeq, a predicted model, not a curated record
UUGGUACCAAGAAAUCCCAAUUCUCUUUCUCUCCAGACUCCGCCCCGAGCCGGGUCAGCAGCUAGAGUCGUCCACUCACAGAGAUGCAAACCUCCGGGAUUCCUAGAGAGGACUCGGAAGUUUAUUCCGGGAGGGGAAGGGGCGGGGUUUAGCGGCUCUACCAGCCAAGGGCAAGGAAGGCAUUGAUUUAGUAAUUUCCCGUGAGUUUUGGGAAGUCUGGGGAAUGAGCCGGCCCCUCCAGUGUCUCUUGGAAAGGGCCACUUACUUUCUUCUCUGAUUCCGCCUUGUUGGAAGUUCCGUUCCCUGAAGAACGAGACUCCCUGGAGGGAGAGGGACCGUGCAAAGGGGAAGGGAGCCUUGGGGCUGUCGAGGAGGUUCCGGCUUCUUCUCUUGCUGACUAGGCCCGUCUCUGGUCCUGAGUUGGUGCCUGCGGAUAUUUCGGAUCCAGUGUCACAGGGGCUGGGUCACUUCCAUGGGCUGAUGACUUGAGCCUUUAAUGGGGCUGUGCAGUUUCUUCUGGGAAAGCUUAUCUGGGGUAUAUCAAGUCUUGUUAUCUUAAACGGAACGAUUUUUUUUUUCCUUUUUCAUUCUUUCCUUGUUGAGCCUUUGGGCUAUUUGGGAUCUGGUCCACUAAUAAAGGAUCAGCUUAUCUGGAUAGUUCUUUGUAAGUUAAGUGAGCUGUGGUUUAUGUUGGUUCAAGUUGGUUCAAAUUUGUUUUUAUGGUUAACCUUCAGUAAAUUUUCUUCAUGUUAGCAUUUACAUGAACUUUAUUUCUUUAUGCUAAUAAUUAUUUUUAAUAUAUCAUUAGGUUGCAUUCUACCUAAAGUGCCAUUCAAGAGUUCUUUUAAGAGCAGAAGUGGGUUUGAUCUCCACAGGUCAGACCUUAUAGUGAAACAUUCCUUUGGGGGUGUGAAUCAUGCCCAGAGAGUCAAGAGACGCUGCAGCCCUACCCACUACAGUUCAUCCUCCACAGGAGCAAGAAGGACUUCUGAUAGUGAAAGUGGAGGAAGAAGAUUGCACCUGGAUGCAGGAGAACAACCCUCCCAGUAUGGAGACUUUUAACCAGCGCUUCAGGCAGUUCCAGUACUAUGAAGCAUCAGGGCCCCGGGAGGCUCUCAGCCAACUAAGAGUGCUUUGUUGUGAGUGGUUGAGGCCAGAGAUGCACACAAAGGAACAAAUCCUAGAGCUGCUAGUGCUGGAACAGUUCCUGGCCAUCUUGCCUGGGCAACUUCAGGCAUGGGUGAGAGAACAUCAUCCAGAAAGUGGGGAGGAGGCUGUGGUUUUGUUGGAGGAAUUACAGAGAGACUUUGAUGAACAAGGAGAAGAGGUUGUUGGCUAUCCAGAAGUACCCCUUCAGGAAAUGAUGCAACAGAGAAUGGUGCAGGAGUCCCUGAAUAUCCAGCUCCAAUCCAUGGACAUCCAACCUGAGAGUGGUCCCCAGAAACCUCUCUCCUUGGAGGCAAAUGCUCUGCCUGUUUCCCAGAUUCCGGCUAUUCCUCAGAAGGGAAAUCUUAGAGACCAGCAGAUGGCAGCUGCAUUUCACAUGACUGGGGCCCAAACAUUGGUGAAAAUUGAGGAUGUGGCCGAUGUGGCUGUAUCUUUUAUCCUGGAAGAAUGGGGGCAUUUGGACCAGACUCAGAAGGACCUCUCUAGGAAUGACAGACAGGAGAAUUAUGAGACCAUUACCUCAGUGGAUUAUGAGCCCAAGAAUGAGAAUAUGGAGCUGAUUGUAAAGCAGGAAAUUUCUGAAGAAGCAGAAUCACUCUGGAUGACUCCAGGAAGCAUUCAAAAGAAUGAUUCUCAGGAUCAAGAAUAUGAAGAAUUCUCUAAUUAUGGAGUCCACUUAGAAAGCAACAUGAAAUUAUAUGAUGGAUAAACCAAGCAAUCUCCUUCCCAGAAAAGGGGUUUCAGGAAUAUUACAGACCUCAAUAAAAAACAAACUAUGAGGGUGGAAAAAGGUCAUAAAUGUAAUGACUGUGGCAAAUUCUUCCUUCAAGCCUCAAACUUUAUUCAACAUCGGCGAAUCCACACUGGCGAGAAACCAUUUAAAUGUAAUGAAUGUGGGAAAAGCUAUAAUCAGCGUGUGCACCUUACUCAGCAUCAGAGAGUCCACACUGGUGAGAAACCAUACAAAUGUCAGGUGUGUGGAAAAGCUUUCCGUGUGAGCUCACAUCUUGUUCAGCAUCAGACUGUCCACAGUGGAGAGAGGCCUUAUGGAUGUAAUGAAUGUGGGAAAAGCUUCGGUCGGCAUUCGCACUUGAUUGAACAUCUGAAGCGUCACUACAGAGAGAAAACCCGUCAAUGUGCUGAGAAAAGAGGUAAGAACAUGAAGGUGCUAAAGAAGAAAAUUUCUGAUGCUACAGAAACAUAUAGAGAAAUAUCAGCAAAAAUUCAAAAGGAUGUUCCACAAGGUCAGGAAUUUAGAGACAGCCAUGAACAUGAAGGCUGGUUAGACAGGCAACAGGGGAAACUCACAGGGAUGAUGCUGGGUAAACCCCCUUCCCAGGAGAGAAGUUUUAGAGAAAUUAUAGAUAUCCACAAAAAAAACCCUACAGGUGAGAGACCACAUAAAUGUGAUGAAUGUGGGAAAAGCUUCAUUCAGAGUGCACACCUUAUUCAACAUCAGCGAAUACAUACUGGAGAGAAACCCUUUAAGUGUGAUGAAUGUGGAAAAAGUUAUAAUCAACGUGUACACCUUACUCAGCAUCAGAGAGUCCAUACGGGGGAAAAACCCUACCAGUGUCCCUUGUGUGGGAAAGCUUUCCGGGUCAGAUCACAUCUUGUUCAACAUCAGAGUGUUCAUACUGGAGAAAAACCCUUUCAGUGUAAUGAAUGUGGGAAAAGCUUUGGAAGGCGCUCACACCUUGCUGGACAUCUAAGACUUCAUUUCCGUGAGAAACCAAACAGGUGUCAUGAAUGUGGAGAAAACUUCCAUCAGUAUAACAGCCUAGUUGAGCAUCAGAUGAUUCAUAGAGGCCAAAGUCCUCAUGAAGAUGGCAAUUGUGAGAAGGCAUAUGGUUGGAAUUUAUCAUUGAUUGAAAAUAAGGAGGUACUUAUAGAGGAGAAACCCUAUAAAUGUGAUAUAUGUGGGAAAGCUUUUUGUUAUAGUUCACACCUUGUUCAGCAUCAUAGAAUGCACACUGGAGAGAAACCCUAUGAAUGUGAUAUAUGUGGGAAAAACUUUGGCCAGCGUUCUCACUUAACUCAACAUCAGAAAAGCCACUCCUGCAAGAAACCUCAUCAGUGUAAUGAAUGUGGGAGAGCCUUUGCAUUGAAGUCACAUCUUAACCAACAUCAGAGAAUACACACUGGUGAGAAACCCUUUCAGUGUAAGCAAUGUGGAAUGAGUUUUAGUAGGAGUUGCAGCCUCAUAAAACACUUGAGAAGCCAUGAGAGGACAGACCCCCUAAGCAGCUUCAGUACAUAAACAAUUGCAGUUUGGAGAAUAAUUCUUAUUCAACUUUAGAGAACUCCUGUAGAAAAACCUUAUUAGUGUAAUGAAUAUAAUAACAAUCUUCAGUUACAAUUCCAGCUUUACUUUUAUUUACAUUUUCUAUUUAUUGUUUGGAGGAUCUACAUUGAAGAAAAACAUUCAUUGUUAAGAUUGGGAAAUACUUCACUUAGCAGGUUCACCUAAAAGAAGAAAGCCUAAAAGAAUGUAAUGGAUGAGUGAAAGUAUUUGAAUGACACUCUUUUGUCAAUGAACUUCAGAGAGUAUACACUGGGAAGAAUGCUCUUGAAUACAGUAGACUUAAGUUUAUUCAUUGGUAGCACCUGCUUUAAUUCACAUCACAGAUUCCAUAUAGAUCAAAUCCAGUGAAUCAAACAGUUAAAGGAGUCUUUUGCAGGCUCUCAGAUAAAAUCCCCAUCACUGAGUUCCUUCAGAAGAGAUCUCCUUUUAACCUAUGAAGGACUCAAAUCGGGUCCUAAUUUGAACAUUAAACACUUUAAAAAGAAGUUGGCUUAGGGUGUCUAUGUAUUUGGGGACUUGGGAGCCCAAUAAUCUGGUAAACCAUCUCAAGCACUUCAUUUAUUUCAAGAAUGAUUCAUGAAACCCAGUACACUUUUUAUUGCUCAGGUUAGAAUGGAUAUUAGUAAGAAGACUUCAUACUGACUAGAUAUCUAGCCUAGGUUAAAAUAGAAGUCAGAGGGAAAUGGCAUAGUGUGGCAGAGUGGUCUAUGGUGCUAGAUUAAGGCUCAAGUUUUUUUUGAGGCGUGAGUUUGAAUCCCAUCAUUUGGAUUGGACUAAUAAAUCUUUUUUUCAGAUCGUGGUGUUACAUUUUGGUGGCAAGUCUGUCUCUAGUACACAGGUUUUGAUUACUUUAGAAGGGAGCAGUAAGAGGAGAGGAUCUUUUAGAAGACUCAUUAUGGUAUAGUGUAAGAGUUCUUAACUAUUUUUUUUUUUUUGCAAUUUUUUUGACAAUCUGGAGCCUGUGGAUUCCCUUCUCAGAAUAAAUCUUUUUAAAUCAUUGGAAAUAGUAAAUAUCCGAGGUUAAUGAAAAUGAAGAGAAUUUUUUUCCUAUACAACUUCACAAAUCACCUGAAAUCUAUCCAUGGACCCUCAUACAGUGGAAUAUGGAAUCAAAAGACUUGGUUUUGAAUUGGCUUUGCUCCUUAACUUUUUAAGCUUUGGGCCUUUGGUUCCCUCAUUAGUAAGAUGAAGUUUUAUUAUUUUGACCAAACUCUAAAUUGUCCUAUGCAGUAUCCCCUAUUUCUGUCUUCUGUGGACAGAUAGAAAAAGUCUAAUUAUUCUUCCAUAGGCCAGCCUUUCAGAUACUUAAAGGCAGUUGCCAUUUCUCCCCUGAACUUCUGUAGGGAAAAAACAAAACAGUUUCUUUAACUGUUUCUCAUAUAGCAUAGAUUCAAUGUCCUUCACUUUUGUGGUUACACCCCUCUAAACAUCUUGACUUGAUCAAUAUCAUUUCUGAACUAUGGUGUUUAGAACACUACAGCAGAUGUUGAUUGAGAACUGAAGACAAAUGCUCCAGAUAUUGGAUUGAGUAGGGCAGGAUACAAUGGGACUAUCACCUCAUUCAUAGAACCUAUGAAAGCUCUUGAUACAGCCUAGUAUUAUAUUCACUUUCUUUGUCAUAUCACAUUGUUGACUCAUUUAACUUGCAGUCCACUAAAAUCCCUAGGACCUUUUCACAUAUACUGCUCUCUAAUCAUAUGAAGUCAUUUUUGAAAAGAAGGAAAAGACUUUACAUUCUUUUCUAUUAGGUUCUGAAUUAACUUUCUUCCACACUUUAUUACUUAUCCAUGGCGAUUUGUGUAGGAAAAAGAUGGCACCAACCAGAAGAAACUUUGGGGCACUUGGGAGUAUUUCCAGAACUACUGCCUGUUAAAGAUAGAGGAUUAAGAAAACAGUCAGAAUUUGAAGUGAAUAACUUAAAAUAUGUAAUCCGAAAAUUGGUUUUAGAGUUAUGAACCACAGCUUUAAAAUAAAGGCCACAGGUAGGGUAUAUCUCAAAUAGUAAGCAAAUGAAAACAAGCUUGUCCAGAAUGUUAUAAAUUUCAUCAAGAAGGCUUUAAACUGAAAAGAAGAGAUAGGAAGAAAAAUUUAUAUAUGUAUAUAUUCCUACACAUGUAGGUUUGUAUACACUCACAUGUUUGAGUAAAAAAUUUCACAUUGCAACCAAAAAAGCAAAUAAAAUAUUAGGCUACAAUUAGAGAGGUAUACCUUCUAAGAAUGUGAUAGUUAUGUUAUAUUCUGCUCUGCUCCUUCCACAUCUGGAUUUACACACACACAAAUAUAUUAACCUGAAUACCAUAUAUAUUUACCAUAGAAGCAGCUACAAGAUGAGCAGUGGAGAGCAAAUAAUUUACAGGAGACAAUCCAAGAAAGGAUUCAGCUAUAAAAUCCAUGAUUUUAAACAUCUUUAUGCAAAUAUGCAAAAUAUAAGUGAGAAAGCUGAAUGAUUGGCAAAUUUGACCUCAUGCCACUGAGAAUAGGUUAGAUAGGGCUCAGAACUAGAAUAUGUCUGGAGGAAUAAAUCUUAUUCAAAAGGUAUUAAGUACCCCUUGUAUCUUAAGAAAAUACAUUCACAUAAGGAAAUCCAAUAGUGAGAGGAUAAUAAUGUAAAACAUUUGGUUGAAGAUCAGUGGAAGAAUUAGAAGUGAUGUCUAUAAACAGGUUGUAGUGCUGAAAUGAAGGUAUGGUGAUGGAGACUUAAGCUAUUGUACAUCUACUUGAGCUCUGCUAAAAGUAGAGUAACUGCCAAGGUUUGUAACUUACCUUGAUCAUUUUUAUCUUCCAGAAGGAGAAGGUAACAACAGAAGCUACUAUUUCUGGAUAUAAUUUUGACAAAUAACUAUUUCCUAAAUAUAUACCUUAACAGAAACCUUCACGGCAAAAGACAUCUUCAUUGUGUAGUUCAUGAGAGGGGAAGAAAAUUGGGAAAUAGUUUGAUGUUCACUCUAUAAAUUUUAAGAGAACAUAUUUCAAAGGGUUCAGAGAAAGUCCGGAGUGGACAGUAAAAAUAAUACUAGAUAUGGAGUCAGAAGACCUAGGUUUGAAUUCUAGCUUUGAUGCUUUUAUGACCUUGGGUAAGUCACAAAUUCUCUGAGUCUUAGUUUCUCACGUAUAAAACAAUGGGUUGGACUAGGUGGUUUCUAGGUUCCUUUCCAAUUCAAUUAUAUCUUGACAGAAUCUAUGAUCUAGUUGCCUAAUGUUCAUCAGGAAGAAUUUGGCCCAAAAGCUUUCAAGAGUGAAAUUAUAAAGACAAAAGCAGAAAUUAUUCUAGUGAAAGGAAGAGGGAGUUGUCUAAAAGACACUAAUUAGGUGAACAGACUUGACCAAUUCAGAUUUUUAAGAGAAAAUGGAAACAUGGCCAGGUCACUGGGGGAAUACAAGAGUAGCAUGAUCCAUUCUUAUAAGAAUGCUAAUAGGGAGUGAUAAACUCCAGAAUGAGCUAAGCCUGCUAAUGUUAGAGACAACAUAAAUUUUGUUUUCCUAAUAAAAUCUAGAACACAUUAUUGAAGGAAUGAUUUUUGAGCAUUUCACAAAAGGAGUAGUGAUCACUGAAAGGCAGCAUGGGUUUUUGUUUUUAAAUUAAGAACUAGUCAUAACAAAUCUUUCCUUUUUGACUGUAACUAUUGUUUUGGUUGGAAAAUACUUUAGACCUAGUAUACUUAGAUCUCAGUGUAGCAUUUGACAGUCUCAAAUUUGUAACUAAGUAUCUUGAGGGACCUGUGAUCAAUAUUUUUGUCAAUGCAGAUUAGUCAAAUUUGCCACUGACCAUGAAACUGGAAGACUUAGCUAACAUAUUGAAUGUUCUGUGCUUGGAAUCAUAAGUACAAGAUGAUGCACUACUAGCUAACAUUGCUCAUUGAAGUUUUGUGGGGUGGGGUUGGUGGCCUAUAUUCAAACUAACUUCAGUGUAACAUGACAGCCAAAAAUGUUUGAUAUUGUAGGCAAGUAUUAAGAGAUUCACAGUAUUGAGAAUGUGAUAGUCUUUCUGUAAUGUCUUGGUCAGAAUGAAUCAUGUACUGUAUUUAGUUGUAGAUGCCACAGUUUAAGAAAGUUUUAUACACACUGCUCAUUCUGCAGGAUGGUGAGAGGAGUUGAGACCAUGCCAUACAAGGAUUUGUUGAAGGAACUGGAAUGUUUGGCCUAGAAAAGAGAAAACUUUAUGGGGAAUUAUGGCCGACUACAAUGCUAUUACUUAGAAAAGAUGAUUAAACUUGUCCUUUAUGAACGAAGAGGCCAAAACUAGGUAGGAAGGCAGAUUUGUACUUCUAAAGAAAAACUUCCAAACAAUUAGAAUUAUCCAAAAGUGCAAUGGACAGUUUCUCCUUCUCUGGAGGUCUUUUUAGUAGAGGCUAGAUGAGUUCUUGUCAAAUGAUGUGAAGGGAAUUAAUUCUUGGUUAAAGGUCAAACUAGAUGGCCUGUGAAGUCCUUUCUAGCUCACAAAUUUUGUGAUUUCUUAAAAGAUCUUUGGACAAUAUAGUAGAAUAGCAUUUUUCUCAAUCUUAGUUGACUAGCAUUUAUUAAACUAUAUGCCAAACACUGGGGACAUAAAGAAAUGAAAUGCCUCCUUCUCUCAAGGAGGUCACAGUCUAAUGGGGGAGAUCACAACUAUGCACAAAUGAUAUAUACAGAAUAAAUUAGAGGUGAUCUCAGAAGGAGCCUACUAAGAUUAAGAAGAAUUGAGAGGGGCAGCUAGAUGGCGCAGUAGAUAAAGCACUGGCCCUGGAUUCAGGAGUAACUGAGUUCAAAUCUGGCCUCAGACACUUAACACUUACUGGCUGUGUGACCCUGGGCAAGUCACUUAACCCCAAUUGCCUCACACACACACAAAAUUUUUAAUUAAAAAAAAAAAGAAUUGAGAAAGACUUUCGAGAGAAGGUGGGACUUCAAUUGGGACUUCAGGGAAGCCAGAAGGUGGAGAUGAAGAGGGAAUUCCUUUCAGUGGGACAGAGAAAAUGCCUGGAGCUGAGAGAUGGAGCACCUUGUUUGAGGAAUAACAAGGAGGCCAGUGUCACUGGAUUGCAGAGAAUGGGAUGGGGAGUAAGUUAUAAGAAGACUGGGGAGGGGGGAGUGGUAGUGCUGGGGCACAAGUAAUGAAGCAUUUUAAAAGCUGGACAAAAGAUUUUAUAGUUGGUCCUGGAGGUAAUAAGGAAGCCACUGAAACUCAAUAGAGCAGGGUAAUGAUCUGCUCAGAUCUGCAUUUUAGGAAGGUCAGUUUGACAAGUAGAGAAUGGAUUAUUGGAUUGGGGAGAUGAGACAGGGAGAUCAACCUACAAGCUAUUGCAGUAGUCCUUGUAUGAGGAUGGGGGUCAGAACUGAAGUUGGUGCAGUGUUAGAGAAGGGAUACAUAUAUAUUAUGAUAUAUAUGAGAGGUUAUGAAGAUAGAAAUGAUAGGGCUUGGCUGCUGAUUGGAUAUGUGGGGAUGGGAAGGGGCAAUGAGAGUGAGGAGUCAAAGAAGACACAUAGGCUAUGUGUCUAGGUGACUGGGAGGCUGGUGAUAUCCUUGAUAGUAGUAAGGAAGUUUUGUGGUUUUUUUGGGUGAGGUAAUUGGGGUUAAGUGACUUGCCCAAGGUUAUACAGCUAGUAAGUAUUACGUGUCUGAGGUCAGAUUUGAACUCAGGUCCUCUUGA